AUGGCGCCGCAAGGUUUCACCAAUCGCAUUGAGAAGGUGGCUAUUGUAGGGGCCGGGGGACAAUUUGGAAGGUACUUGACGGAAGCGUUGUUGAAGACUGGCAAACACGUAGUGACAGCUAUUACGCGUACCAAAAGCACCAACAGCUUACCGGAAGGUGUACGUGUUGAGCGUGUGGAUUACAGUGGAGAUGACUUGGAGGCCCUUAUUGACGCCCUCCGCGGCCAGCAAGUACUGAUCAUCACCAUGGCAGUCACAGCACCACGGGACACUGUAAGCAAGCUUGUGCGUGCUGCGGCCAAUGCUGGCGUUGCUUAUGUUAUGCCCAACUGGUUCGGUCACGACGCAGCGAACAAGAAGCUAUGCGAUGACUCUAUGCUCUCACCUUCUGGUGAGGCCAUCCACGCUGAGAUUGAGACUCUCGGUGUGAGCGCAAACAUCCGACUCGUGUGCAACUUCUGGUACGAAUUCAGUCUUGGCGGCGGUCCAGAUCGUUUUGGCUUUGACUUCACGAAGCGAUCUUUUAUCAUGUUCGACGAGGGCAAUGUUCCUUUCAACGUCAGCACCUGGGCUCAGUGUGCUCGGGCAGUUGCGAAUCUAUUCAGCUUCAAACAACUUCCUGAAGACGAAUCGGACAAGUCGCCUGCUUUAUCACAGUUUAGUAGUCGCCCCGUCUACAUCUCGAGUUUUCGACUGAGCCAGAUGGAGAUGUUUGAGGCUGUCAAGCGCGUGACCAGAACUUCGAACGAUGACUGGACUAUUACGCAUGAAUCUUCCGAGGAACGCUGGAAAGAUAGUUUUGCGGCAGUCAUGAAGGGAAAUUUCGGGCAAUUCACCAAGAUGCUGUACAGUCGAAUGUAUUUUCCUAACGGAGGGGGCGAUUAUGAACCUCUAGACAACAACUCGUUGUCUCUUCCUGUUGAAGACUUGGACCAGUAUACCGCUAUUGGCGUGCGCAUGGGAGAGAAUGGCGAGGUAGCCCAAUCUCAUUGA
This is a messenger RNA of Alternaria postmessia, 993 nucleotides long. RefSeq lists its product as uncharacterized. Bases 1 to 993 code for a protein of 330 amino acids. The transcript is spliced from 3 exons. The record is from RefSeq and is a predicted model, not a curated record. Lineage: Eukaryota; Fungi; Ascomycota; Dothideomycetes; Pleosporales; Pleosporaceae.